CCCCGCGGCCUGAUGGGAGUUGGAGUCAGAAUGGAUUCAGCACUUCCUGCUUUGACAAGGAAAACCAAGACAUUUGGGCUGUUGAAUGUUAAGAAGUUGCUCGCUGGUCAAACCGUCUCACCUCGAAGAGACAAAGGUGAACGCAGAAACAGAAUGUCUUUGAUGGACCAUGCGGGUGUCCGGCCAAUUACGGCUGUGGCGUGGACCUCCAACUCCAGCACAUGCCCCAAAGAUUUCACCCUGAUCACCAUCACUGAAGACGGAGCAUCGGCAAACUUUACACGCAGCUUUGGGAAGUCUGGAUAUUACCUCUGUUACAGCAAGGACAUGGCAGGUGGCAUGGUAGUGUCCGACAUUCAGCUUAUUUCAGACAAGGAAUCUAUCCCUCAUGGUUAUUGCUAUAUAGCAGAGUACCUUGAACCAAAGGCCAAUGUUUCGAAGAAGAAACGCGUGUGUGUGCGUGUCGUCCCAGUGGGCAGUGUGGACACAGCUGUGUUGGAUAUUAAACUGACAGGCAAAAGCAAAAUGAUGCUGCAGCACCACACAUACGUGGGAGACGUUCAUGGCUACGUGUUAUGGUGCAGAAAGGGCUAUUUUUCAGGCCCCAAGCCUCAAGCCAAGCCCCGCAGUGUCAGCCUGGACCUCCGCAGACUCUCAUUGGAGCAGCAGACUGGUCCUUUGCCCCUCAGACCAAGCAACCCUCCUCCUCCACUGCCACCAAAUAAACUGAGUCAGAGACGCCGCAGCCUCCACAGCAAGGACAACUUUGACAAACCUGCUGAUGCCAGUUUCCAGGGAAUCACAGCUCUAGAUGGAGUUCCCUUUAACAUUCACCCAAAGUUUGAUGUCCAGGCAAAUGAGACGGCUCUGCAACUGAACUCUCAGUUAAACAACAUUCGCAUAAAGUCUCUCCAGGACAUUGAAAAUGAGUAUAACUACACUUUUGUUGUGGAGGAAGCUGCUGCCAAAAGGAUCAGACCAUCAGUGUCAUCAGGAGGCACUCCAUCAGCUCAGUGAUCUUUGAACUUUGACAGAACAACAUUAUCCGACUUCUGCAUGUUGGCAUGACAUCACACAUCACGGUACAGAUGAAGGAUAAUCAUGCCCACAUGUAUACUGUAGAUUUAUAAUAUUAGUCUUGAAGUGGAAUUACAAAGAUUUAUCAUACCAGAGUCAAUUAAAAGGUCAUUUAUGGGCACUGCCUUUCUACAUGAGACUGACAAUCAUACUUCAAAGCCGUUAAAUUGGUUUAGCUGCAUAAUGCCACACUUAGAUUCCUUUUUAUUUGUCUAUACUCCAUUACCAUCUAGAAGCAUUCCACGUUCUUUAUUUGCCAAAGGAAAUGCCUAUUUGAAUGGAAUUAUACUUGUAAUUAUAUUGUCUUAUCGUGUUUAGACUGUUUGUCUUAUGUAGGAAUACAUUCUUUACAUUUACAUCCUUGACAUGACACAGGGGUAAAGAUAAUAGUUACUUUGUGGGGUUUCUUUUUUCUGUUUUAGGCUACUCGCCUGCAGCAUUUAGCCCACAGUCAAAAUGUAGACUAAUCAUCUGCUAGAAAGUACUUACUUAUAUCACGAGGAUGCUCCUGCUAUUGAAUAUGUGUUCUUCUUGCUCUGUUGUAUGUUAUCUGAUAUCCUUGAGUGCUGUACAUUUUUAAUUGUUUCAGUCAUUAGGUCGCGAUGUUGAUGAACUUUAUUGCAGUUUAUGUUGAACUGAACUCACUAGCUACACUAACACAUCUACAUGUAAGAUAGAGGCUAUUUCCUGUAUGAAGAGUAGCUUACUGUUACGUUUGCGUCAUUCCAAAAAACAAUAUUAUAUCAUAUUUUAAGGUGAAUGGAAGAAGGUUGUAUAUUUUGCUCUGCGUUUUAGUCAUCCUAAAGAAGAUAUGUGGGGAGGGAUCUUUUUUUGUUACCUGAUUAAGGGCCAAGUAUUUAUCAUUGUCUUUGUACAAUUUAUAAAGUUAUGUUUUGUUGUUUUUAUGGGCUGUAAACUUUUAUUGCAUGAAAAAAAUAAAAGGCUAAGAAACACUAC
Messenger RNA from Larimichthys crocea (large yellow croaker), 2034 nucleotides. It is a transcript of the gene mvb12a, whose product is annotated as multivesicular body subunit 12A. NCBI's taxonomy places the organism in Eukaryota, Metazoa, Chordata, Actinopteri, Sciaenidae. The record is from RefSeq and is a predicted model, not a curated record. Gene Ontology annotation, biological process: viral budding; regulation of epidermal growth factor receptor signaling pathway; receptor catabolic process. Gene Ontology annotation, cellular component: ESCRT I complex; cytosol. The transcript has 10 exons. The coding region runs from base 13 to 1017 and encodes 334 amino acids.